GUGCGGCUGGAGGCGGUUUGUCGGCAGGCGCAGGACACGGAGGCAAAGCUGAAGACGCAGCUUGAGGAGCUCCUCAUUGAGGCUGAGAAGGUCAAGCCAAGGCGAGAGGACAUCGAGAGCUUGUUCUACUCCGAUCAAGGCUGGGGAACAUGGGAGCAGGAUUUCCGGCGCUGUUGGUCCGCGAAUGCCAAAGCUGCAUCCAGCUUGCCAAAGGAGCUUCGGCCACUCCAGGCCUCUGUGCUCUUGCCGAGUUACCAAAGAAGCGGGGCCUUCUUGUGCAGCGAGUCCCCCCUCGCGGCGUUCCUUCCUGACUUUGCCAGCGCAGAGGAAUGCGCCCAACUAAUUGAGCUGGGCUUCCGGACCUGCAGGCGUCACAACGAAGACGCGCAGGAGAUGCAGCGCACGGGAGAGGCCUCCGCGGAAGUGCUCCGUGGUGUCGCCACUGCCUCUCUGGAGGUAAGUCGUCUCUCUGGUGCGGACAAACUUUUGAUGCAGGAGAUGCAACAGCGCGUUGCAACCUUGACUGGCAUCCCCAUCCAUGGGCAAGAGAUUAAUCCGUUUCUGAAGUUCGACCAGCCGGCCCAGGGGGCCCAUGUGCCAGGAGACGGAGACGACAUGAGCAUCGGCUUGCAUCUGGACGUUAAUGGCGGUUUUCCUCAUUGUGUUUGCUCUGUCAUCCUCUACUUGAACGAGGUGGAGAGUGGCGGACGGACGGUUUUCCCAUGUGCGGAAACACCGAACGCGCAUGGGGAGGAGGAAGCGUGCUGUCGAGCUUUGGGGGAAGUGCUUGCAGGUGCUGGCCACACCCACACAAGCCAUUCUGCUGUGGCAGAAGCACUCGGCGAACAGGCUGCAGAGCUUGUGCGACGAGCGAAUGGUCGGUUGGCUGGCCUGAGGGUCGUGCCGCGACGAGGAGCCGCGCUUUGCUUCUUCACGCUGCGCCCGGAGGGGGCGGAGGGCUGCGAGAGCUUCGGGCCGGACCCAGCUUCCUGGCACGGUGGCGCUGCCGUUGCGGGCCGCUUGGGGAAGUGGACCUUGCAAAUCUUCAAGGAAGUGCCGAUUUCGCACCGUUGUGGUGGGCCUGCCGAGGAGGCGAGAUACAUCGAAUCUCUCCGACAGCGCCUCCUGCAGGCUGCGACAGUCAUGGCUACAAUCGACUAA
Symbiodinium necroappetens is the source of this 1161-nucleotide messenger RNA. The record is from the annotation of a GenBank genome assembly. NCBI's taxonomy places the organism in Eukaryota, Dinophyceae, Suessiales, Symbiodiniaceae.